UUCAAUCAGCAAGCUGCCACCUCUUUCCAUUUUAAUUUUUCUUCUUUUUUUUUCUGUCUUUUAAAAUUGGAAGCUUCCCGUUAGCUUCCUCCGGCAAAAGGUCGAUCGAUGCAGGUGGGAGGUGAGGUGGGUCAGCAAGAAAACCUGCAACGGUCCCACUUAAUACCUUGUUUUGUUCAUUUCGACAGUUAUUUUUCCUCUUUUUCUCAUCUUUCCGUUCUAGUUUCCACAGUCCAAUGAAAAGGAUAAGAAACGUAUUCAUGGAUUUGAUGCGUUGUGGGCAGGGUUGUCCCGAGAACACCACGUAUCCAAAUUUGGCGCUUUUUUUUCUAUUUUUAAUUUUUAAAAAGACACCUUCUUGAUCUUAAUUCUUAAACCAGUUUUCAUGUCACAAAUUCCAAGAGCGUUCUGGCCAUCAUAGACAUGGUUUGGUAUUCUCCUGUUGCCUCUCCAAUCUACGGUCUCCCCCCUGACCGUUUUCACGAUCCUACAGUGAGCAGUGAUUAAUGCAUUGAGAGGAUAAGCUCAUCAGGGAUUCCGUUCAUCGUUUUCUUCUUCUACACCUACGUUAUAUUAUAUAUUGUAAAGGGGGGGGGGUUAAGACUUGAGAAUGAGCUCUAGUUAGGAGAAAUAACAGGGGGUUUGAAUAUGAAGCAGCUCAACCGAGUCGGGAAGUAUGAGUUUGGAAGUGUUCUUGGGCGAGGGUCGUUCGGAAAAGUCUAUUUGGCCAGGGAUGUAGAGACUGGGGAGAAGCGAGCCAUCAAGGUUCUUAACAAGGAUCGAGUGGUGAAGGAGAAGAUGACUGAUCAGAUCAAAAGGGAGAUUUCUAUUAUGAAAUUAGUGAGACACCCUAAUGUCGUUCAUCUUUUUGAGGUGAUGGCUAGCAAAACGAAGAUAUACUUCGUUAUGGAGUACGUCACAGGGGGAGAACUUCUCACCAAAGUUUCCAAGCAGGGCAAACUAAGAGAAGAUGAAGCCAGGAAAUACUUCCAACAACUUAUUAGUGCUGUUGAUUAUUGCCACAGUAAGGGAGUCUACCAUAGAGAUUUAAAGUUGGAAAACCUCCUACUCGAUGAGGACUGCAAUUUGAAGAUCUCUGAUUUUGGUCUAAGUGCUUCACCUCAGCAAAUAAGGGAAGACGGACUAUUGUACACGACUUGUGGCACUCCAAAUUAUGUUGCUCCAGAGGUAAUAGAUGACAGGGGAUAUGAUGGAGCCAAGGCUGACCUGUGGUCGUGUGGAGUUGUGCUUUUUGUUCUUAUGGCUGGAUAUCUUCCAUUUGAUGAGCCAAGUCUUUCAAACCUCUAUAAUAAGAUAUGCAAGGCAGAUUUCACUUGUCCUUAUUGGUUUUCUUCGGAAGCUCGAAUGUUGAUUAAUAGAAUUCUUGAGCCAGACCCAGAGAAGAGGAUUUCCAUCUCCCAUGUGUUGGAGUGCUCAUGGUUCAAGAAAGGUUACAAACCUGUCAGAUUUGAGGAUCAGAAGGCUGUGGUCUCAAGUGAAACUGAUUUACUCUUCAGCAAUUCAAGUAAAGAAAAAGGAAUCUCCAUGAAGAUUAAGUUGGACUUCGAAUGUUUUGAAGACUUAGGGCUUAAUCACACCAGACGGGAUGACAUAGCAUCAGAGCAAAAGGAACCAAAAAAGCGGAAACCAUCAGUCUUGAAUGCUUUCGACAUAAUCUCACUAUCAGAAGGGCUUAAUCUCUCUGGCCUUUUUGAAAAGGAACAGGGUGGAAAGCGAGAGAUGAGAUUCGCCCUGAGAUGCUCGGCAUCAGAAAUCAUGGAAAAAAUGGAGGAGAGCGCAAAGCCACUAGGUUUUAAUGUCAAGAGACUUGAUUACAUGAUGCAGUUGGAAGGAUGUGACAUGGGUCAAAGAGGCCUUCUCUCCAUCUGCACAGAGGUCUUUGAGGUCUCGCCUUCACUAUUUGUAGUUGAAAUGAAGAAAGCACGGGGAGAUACACUUGAGUUUGACAAGUUCUAUGAGAGUUACAGCACUGCUUUGAGAGCUAGAAGCCUGGAAUUUGGAGUACAGAAAUGAAAACUCUGUAAAUAAUCCUGAUCAUUGCCGCUAUUAAAUUUUAGUUUCAUUUCAGCAUGGAAGGCAGCUUUAAAGAAGUAUUUAAAGCUGAAGGUACAGAAUCAUCAAAUCACCCCAAGUUGUGGGCCAAGUUCCUGGAGAUUUUUGGUGUGGAAUGUUGCUUCUUAGAAACAGUGGAAGCUUCCUUUCUUGGAUGGUAUUUGAAGGAGCUGAGGAAAAGUAAUCUGGGUUCUGGGAUAUGACCCAUUAGUUGUAUUUUAGUCGAUAUGGGGUGAAAGGAAAGCACGUAUAUUUGAAAACAGUCACUAUCGAGGAAGUGCUAUCAAGGAGAACCAAAAGUAUUCUUUAUUCGUUGUUGUCAGUACACAAGCAUUUGAGGAGGUUCCAUACAACAUUCGGAUGUUGAUAGUCUCUUUGCUUACGAUUAAUCUUUUUGCAAGUUUCUUGUUGUAUAUAAUUCCAUUGUACAGUACCUUGGGUGUCGUGGGUGCUGAUGUAAUUUUCACAUUGAUUCAUAUAUAAAUGCAAU
Nelumbo nucifera (sacred lotus) is the source of this 2563-nucleotide messenger RNA. Its product is annotated as CBL-interacting serine/threonine-protein kinase 9-like. Lineage: Eukaryota; Viridiplantae; Streptophyta; Magnoliopsida; Proteales; Nelumbonaceae. The record is from RefSeq and is a predicted model, not a curated record. Gene Ontology annotation, biological process: signal transduction; protein phosphorylation. Gene Ontology annotation, molecular function: ATP binding; protein serine/threonine kinase activity.